UACUGUAUAUCUGGUCAAAAAUAGAUCCAAGUGCCCGUUUUAAAAAAAAAUACAAAUAUUCAGUUAUGUGCACUCCGCUAACCGAUCGACAUCCUUUGAAAAAAUGAAAUCGGAAACUGCAUCGAACUGUGCGCGCAGUUGCAUGAUACGGAUUUUCUGCACGUAGACGCCAACAAGUUCGCUAGCUGGAUAUAGCUAGUUUGCUAACGUUCGCAGUAGCUAGCCUGCCGUUUUCCUUUCCUAUUUUCAGCAAGAUCUACCUGACACCAAGCUCGCCUGCUGUUUUCCACAGUUGCAAAUCGAAACGACUAAAAAUCAGUCGACCGGCGGCUACCCGACGUUAGCGAUAGCUGUUGUGUAGGAGGAAAAAACAUUAGUUAUCUGUUGCCCGCUUAAGCUGCCCAAAACUACCCUUAGUUAUCGUCACCAUGGCCUUUAACUUCCUACAUAUGGAUGAGUCUUCCCCGGCGUCUUUAACGGACCUGUGCCUGACCUAUGUAAGCCAAAACCUGGAAUGUUUCUGCGUUAAACGCGCUGAUGGCGCUCUCUGUCUCAGAGAGGCUGUUCUCUUCCCACAAGAGUUGGCAGACCAGCUUUUGGCCAAGAUGGCAGUAGAAGGUCUACUAAAUGACAGUACAGUGGGUGUGUUCCGAAACUGGGAAUACCUGCGGCUGAGGCGAGCAUGCAUCCGCACAGCACGUAUCUCUGCAGAGGCCUUCCAGAGAGCCCUCUGCCCUCACAGACUGCUGGAGUUGGAUGCUGCUAGAGUCAAUGCGGACCUCACCAUUGCUGAUAUAAUUCAGGGACUGGCUACGAACAAACACUGCCAGGAUUCUCUCCAACGUCUGGUUUUGAACGGUCUCACCAUGUCCUCUCUAGAGGAGCCAAGCCACCACCGCUUCAGCUCCCUCCAGGGUCUUCGCUCCCUCUCACUAGCAAACGUAGACUUCUAUGACUCAGGGCUGGCCGACGUGUGUUGCCUGCCAAGGCUGGAGAGCCUGGAUCUCUCCAACACUUCAGUCACCAACCUGAGCCCUCUCCUAGGGCUGAGGGAGAGGCUCCGCUCACUAACACUUCACCAGCUGAAGAGGCUGGAGAUGAGCACUGCUCAACUACUGGGAGUCAUAGGGCAGCUGAAUGUACUUCAGCACCUGGAUAUCAGUGAUGAUAAGCAAUUUACCUCUGACGUGGCUCGUCAACUCCUUGGGCAGCCAGGGAUUAUGCCCUCUCUCGUAUCCCUGGAUGUGUCAGGGCGGAAACAGGUGACAGAUGCAGCUGUUAGAGCAUUUGUUGAGGAGCGACCAGGAAUGACCUUUGUGGGACUCCUGGCCACAGACGCUGGCUUUUCUGAUUUCCUUUCUGGAGAGGGAACUCUAAAGGUGACUGGAGAGGCUAAUGAGACCCAGAUCUGUGAGGCAUUGCGUCGCUACAGCGAGAGAGAAGGGUUUGUUAGAGAAGCUCUGUUUCAUCUCUUCAGCCUCACCCAUGUCAUGGAGAAAGCACGGCCUGAUAUCCUUAAGCUGGUGGUAUUAGGUAUGAAGAAUCACCCUACCACUUUGAACGUCCAGCUAGCAGCCAGUGCCUGUGUGUUUAACCUGACCAAGCAAGACCUGGCUGCUGGGAUGCCAGUCCGACUGCUGGGCACGGUCACCCAACUGCUACUGGAGGCUAUGAGAACCUUCCCAAACCACCAACAGCUGCAGAAGAACUGUCUGCUGUCUCUGUGUAGUGACCGUAUUCUACAGGAAGUCCCAUUCAACAGGUUUGAGGCUGCCAAGUUAGUGAUGCAGUGGCUUUGCAACCAUGAGGACCAGAACAUGCAGAGGAUGGCUGUGGCUAUCAUUUCUAUACUGGCUGCAAAGUUGUCCACAGAGCAGACAGCUCAGUUGGGAGCAGAGCUGUUCAUAGUGAAGCAACUCCUCCACAUUGUGCGUCAGAAGGCAACGCAGGGCGUGGUCGACGCCACCCUCAAAUUCACGCUGAGCGCGCUCUGGAAUCUCACAGAUGAAUCACCGACAACCUGCCGCCAUUUUAUUGAGAAUCAGGGGCUGGAUUUGUUCAUUAAAGUCCUGGAGUCCUUUCCCACCGAGUCAUCCAUACAGCAGAAGGUUUUAGGGCUGCUGAACAACAUAGCGGAGGUAGGAGAGCUGCACGGAGAAUUGAUGGUGCAGGGAUUCCUGGACCACAUCUGCUCUCUGCUCCACAGCCCUGAGGUGGAAGUGAGCUACUUUGCUGCAGGAAUCCUGGCUCACCUCACCUCCCGGGGGGAAGAGGCCUGGACACUCAGUCUCAGCCUCAGAUCCUCGCUGCUCCAACAGCUGCAUACUGCCAUCUUGAAAUGGCCCACACCAGAAUGUGAGAUGGUGGCCUACAGGUCGUUUAACCCCUUCUUCCCCCUGCUGGAGUGCUUCCACACCCCUGGAGUCCAGCUCUGGGCUGCCUGGGCCAUGCAACAUGUCUGCAGCAAGAACGCUUCCCGCUACUGCAGCAUGCUGUUGGAAGAAGGUGGUCUGCAGCAGCUGGAGCUUGUUCAGGCACACCCACUGACCCACGGGGAUGUCAAACGACUGGCUGAGAGCAUCCUGGAGAGUCUGAAGCGCCAUAGAGCUCGCACGGGCCAGCCAGCACUCACACAUACGUGUCGCCGCCCACCGCCACCACACACAGAGAAUAAUACUCCCUGACCAAGAUGAGUACUUCAGAUCAGUUCAGUAUCACUACAGAAGAGAUUGAAGUGUGUGUGCGUGUGUGUACGUAUCCCCCCCCCCCCACACACACACACACACA
Messenger RNA from Lampris incognitus (smalleye Pacific opah), 2787 nucleotides. It is a transcript of the gene zyg11, whose product is annotated as zyg-11 family member, cell cycle regulator. Bases 429 to 2684 code for a protein of 751 amino acids. Gene Ontology annotation, molecular function: protein binding. NCBI's taxonomy places the organism in Eukaryota, Metazoa, Chordata, Actinopteri, Lampriformes, Lampridae. The transcript has 18 exons. Gene Ontology annotation, cellular component: Cul2-RING ubiquitin ligase complex. The record is from RefSeq and is a predicted model, not a curated record.